GAGUGGGUUUGAUUUCCUUUUUGUCAAUCAAUGAUGGGUCACAGAGUAUUGGUUUGUGUCGGAGCUCUGCUUCUGAUUUUAUUUACGAUUUUUCCAUCGUCUAGAGCUUUGAUCUCGUCUCCUGAGGCUAAUCCUCCUUACCCUAAAGCUAUCUCGGAUUUGAAGGAAGCAAUUGUGAAGGGACUUGGAUUUCAAUCUGAGGAAGUCAAGGUUUCUGGGUUUGAUGUAAGGGAUGCAUUAGUAGGGCAUUCUGUUUCAUAUGAAUUUGAUUUAGAAAUCGAUAACAAAGUGCUACCAUUUAAGCUUCUUGAAGAUGUGAACCGAUGGGAAUACGUAGAUCUCCCAAUUUUCCAAGUAGAACAACCCAUUGAGAAUGGUUUGGUUCCUAUGAGGAACAAAAAGACAUCUAGUGAUGAUGUGUUACCUGUUUUAGCUCCGUUUCAACUUGCUGGUCCUAUGGAACUUUGGAUCCAAGAUGCUAACAAUAUGCGCCUUUCUUUACCGUAUGAUGUGGAUGCUGGUGUUUUGAAGAAAGUGAUAUUAUCAGAUGGUGCUGUUGUAACAGUUAAAGGAGCUAGAUCAGUUAGUUUGCGUCAUCCCAUUGAUUUGCCACUUCCAUUGAACCAAAGCUCCAAUGAAUUUGCCUCUGGACUUUUGUCGUUAGCUGAACAGCUUCGACGUGCUUCAACUGAUCAAGAAAGUCCACUUCUUUCGCUCCGCAUUGUUGGUCCUACUUCUCUUGCAUCAACUUCACAAUCUCCUCACAACAAACUCAAGCUUAAGCGUCUUGCUCCAGGACUUGUGGAACUAUCUUCCAUGUCUAAAGACAAAAGGAGUCUCUCAACGAUUGGCGCCAGCGCUAUGACUACUGUUCUUACCCCAAGAGAGUUUACAACCAUGUGGCCAAUUACUUCAAUCAAUGGCUCAAAUGCUAACUUACUCGGCUUUGAGAAGCUAUUGACCUCUGUUUUGGGUCCGAAAGCUCAGGAAAAAGGUUCCUUUAAGUUGUUGAAAGCGAAUGUCGCGGCUCAAACGUUUAUGAAGAUUGGUUUUGGUGUAGAAAAGAAGCUCAAGGAAGCAGAUCUUGAAGAUUUAAGCUUUCCAGAGUGGCGAACAAAGCCUGAGACAAUGAGAAUGCAUUUCGAAGUUCUUGCUAAGGUUGAUGGAGAGAAAGUUAUCCCAGAGAACGUAAUGCGAGUUGAUCCGAUACCAUUGGAGGACACGAUUGCGCAAAAUGUGAUUACUGGAAAUGUAACCAUGUCGAAACUUCCAAUCAUUCAGUCUCCUCCAAGCCCUUUCAAUUUGUAAAUCAUGUGGACAUAUAAAAUCAUGUUUUAUGAGAAAAUUUUCAAACUUUUGAUCUUGUCUUUGUUUUACUUUACUCACCAUAUCGCAGAAGAAGUGUAUGUUAAUCUUCACUGCAACUUGUAAUUAUUCCGUUUUUGGUGAAAAUCAAUACAUAUUUUGUUU
Messenger RNA from Arabidopsis arenosa, 1470 nucleotides. The record is from the annotation of a GenBank genome assembly. Lineage: Eukaryota; Viridiplantae; Streptophyta; Magnoliopsida; Brassicales; Brassicaceae.